GAAUGUGUCUUUUACAUGCUAACAGAGGAGAAUCUGCACCUCAUCACAGAGAUAAUAUGCCCCUCUGUUCUCUCCCCAGUCUCCAGCCUACGUUCCAGAAGUCAGUCAAGAUCUUAUCCAACAGACAGAGGAAAACUCGAAAACAGUCCCUGCAAAGAACUAUUCUCUCACUGUACAAAAUCUGUCCUUGAUCACCUCAGUGGGGAACCAUUCCAAGAAUACAUGAACAGCAUGUACUUCGACAGGUUUCUCCAGUGGAAGUGGUUGGAAAGGCAACCAGUAACGAAAAACACGUUUAGGCAGUACAGGGUGCUAGGGAAAGGCGGCUUUGGGGAGGUCUGCGCUUGCCAGGUUCGAGCAACAGGGAAGAUGUACGCCUGCAAAAGAUUAGAGAAGAAGAGAAUAAAAAAGAGGAAAGGCGAAUCCAUGGCACUAAAUGAAAAGCAGAUUUUAGAAAAAGUCAAUAGUCAGUUUGUAGUCAAUUUAGCCUAUGCCUAUGAAACAAAGGAUGCACUAUGUUUAGUUCUGACCAUAAUGAAUGGAGGUGAUCUCAAGUUUCAUAUCUACAACAUGGGAAACCCAGGUUUUGAGGAGGAAAGAGCUUUGUUUUAUGCUGCAGAGAUUCUUUGUGGUUUAGAAGAUCUUCACAGAGAAAACACAGUAUACAGAGAUUUGAAGCCAGAAAAUAUCCUGCUAGAUGAUUAUGGCCAUAUUAGAAUAUCGGAUUUGGGUCUAGCUGUUAAAAUCCCUGAGGGUGAAUCGAUCCGUGGAAGGGUAGGAACAGUGGGUUAUAUGGCCCCAGAAGUGUUGAACAACCAGAGAUACACACUCAGCCCUGACUACUGGGGACUGGGCUGUCUCAUUUAUGAGAUGAUUGCUGGGCAAUCACCAUUUCGUGGAAGGAAAGAGAAGGUGAAGAGAGAAGAAGUGGACAGAAGAGUUCUGGAGACUGAGGAGGUGUAUUCCCAUAAGUUUUCUGAGGAGGCCAAGUCCAUCUGUAAAAUGGUAAGGGGCUUAAAGGCACAAUGUGGCAGCUUCGUUGGGAAGCUGUAUCUGACAUAGUCUCAGAACUGAUGUGGUACUGUAGAGAGCCUGCAGAGGCAAGCAGUAAUCAAGCUCAUCUGUUGAUGGGAUGACUGCAUUUUUUAUUCAUUCAAAUUGUGUUUAUUUGGAAUUUCUUCUCCAUGAGAUUCAUCACGGUCAUCUUGAGUCCCCUCUAAAGUUUUAUGGCCAAGGGAGCGGUAUCUAUUCUCAUGAGGCUUUGAAUGUUAGUUUGUAGUGAAGAAUGUUUUUCUGUGUUUUAUAAUAUCGCAGAAAAAAAUAAAAAGGUCUUGAUGA
This is a messenger RNA of Meleagris gallopavo (turkey), 1338 nucleotides long. Lineage: Eukaryota; Metazoa; Chordata; Aves; Galliformes; Phasianidae. The record is from RefSeq and is a predicted model, not a curated record.